UGUACUUUACCGAACACGCAAACGCAAACAAUUUAUCAAUUAAUAUUUUUUAAAUUAAUUCAACAACAUGCAUUUUUUAAAUAAAUUCACCAACUCAAGAUUAUUUAUAUUCAGUGCAUUAUAAAGAUCUUAAUUCUUAUAUUGAUUUUGAAAAAUAAACUACAUGUUGAUAAACAAGUUAAAAUGUAUUACAAAAAGUUUGAACACUACCUAAUAUUAAGUUUGAUAAAACAAAUAACAAUGACACUAUAUGUGAGUGCUAAGCCGAUAGAUUUUGGACAAAAAAAUAUAUUAUUUUCGGACUAUCAAUUAGAAAAUUUAGCUAAUGAAGUGUGUAACGACUUGGAGUUAAUUAUAAAUGUGACUGCGAAGACCUGUAGGAGUAACUAUCGGGCGCCAGACUGGAGUAAGCCAAUAAACUCGACAACGGUGAGCGUGCGCUGCCUCACGCGACAUAGCAUCAGGUUCGACAUCGAACCCUCGCAGCACUACCAGCUCGUCGCCCUCGUCCCGCAGUUGAACAACGAUAGCAGUUCCGGGAUUACCUAUAUAAACUACAGUAUUAUACAGCCAUCUGAACACCAGGGGCAGAUAAGCACAACUCCUCAAAGAAACUACACGAUUUGGAGCGCAGUACUCAAAGAUGGGUCUCCGAUAGAAUGGCUAGGGGGUGACAAAGUGCCAUCCUACAAUAGUUCUAUGGAACACAGAAGAUAUGACAUCAAACCAGCCUUUCCUCUUAAGACGCAAGACUCCACUCUUACUGGACGCUUUUCUUGGAACAGAAUUGGUGAUUACGACGCAUGCUUCGACGUCGCCAAUUCUUGUGUAAAAACCAAAUUCCAGUCCACUAAAGUUGGGCCCAUUAGCAGAGACAACGACCCAGAGGUAGAGUUUGAGGUGCAGCCGAAUGACGAGUGCAGUAUCAGAGUGACGGGGCUAUAUGGGUCUACCGACUUUCAAUACGUCACGCCUCCCUGCGAUGAGUCUCAGUGUCCACAAAAUGCAGAGGAAAUACAACCAGAGAUUCCUGAUAACAUAACAAUCGUGGCAAUUAAAGACAUCAGUGGCACCUGGGAUGUGUACGUCUUCUGGCAGAAACCACAGCUCUUUCCUGACUAUUACAAUGUGACUGUGCACGCAGCAAAUACACGCACUGUCAUCGUACCAGGGAAUGAAACGGAAACAGUGGUCAAAGGUGUGGAGGGCGAUGAAGGUUUAAUAUAUGAAGUCCUAAUGUACUCCAAGAUUGGGAGGUGGGAGGGCCACACGAGCAGAAGAGCUGCCUUGCCUAGCACAAAGGAGGCGCGGGGCGCGGGCGGCGGGGGCGCGAGUGGCGCGGCGCUGGGCGCGGCGUGCGCGGCCGCAGCCGCUCUGGCGCUGCUGUGUCGCUGUCGGUGGGGCCGGCAACGAGUGGCUGUUCCUCCUUACAAGCCGGACGACAAACCUUCGAAAGAUGGCGACACAGAGGUACUCGAAGUGUGGAGCGAGUCGGAGGACCGGUGGGAGGUGCGCGCCGACAAGCUGGUACUGCACGAGGUCAUCGGGGAGGGAGCCUUCGGCGUCGUGCGCAGGGCCACGCUCGCGCCACACUCCACGCCCGUCGCUGUUAAGAUGCUAAAAGAUUUCCCAUCGCUCGACGAGAUCAGGUCGUUCCGUUCGGAAAUGGAGCUGAUGAAGAGCGUGGGCGUGCACCCGCACCUCGUGAGCCUGGUGGGCUGCUGCAGCGGCAGGAGACCGCUCAUCAUUGUCGAGUACUGCAGUCGAGGAGAUUUGCUCAGUUACUUGCGAUGCACAUGGGAUGUAAUGUUAUCCAAACGCAACGCAAAAUACUACAACAACAACAUAGAUGUUUCUGACUACAGAAACGACUUAUUCAAGUGUAAAGCGCAGAUGGAGAGCUCCAAACUUGUCGUGAAUAAACUGUAUGAGCUUCAAGAGAUUUGCGACAAGGAACUGACGGCGUUAGACCUUCUAUCUUUCUGCCGUCAAAUAGCUAUGGGAAUGGAGUUCCUAGCUGCUAACCGGGUCGUUCAUAGAGAUUUAGCGGCAAGGAAUAUAUUAGUGACAGCUGACAGGACGCUGAAGAUUGCAGACUUCGGGCUGUCAAGGGAUGUUUAUGAAGAGAAUCAGUAUAAGCAGAAGGGUAAUGGAAAAAUGCCUGUUAAGUGGAUGGCCUUGGAGUCGCUGACGAGAAGGAUAUAUACUACGCAAAGUGAUGUCUGGUCUUUCGGCGUGGUAGCAUGGGAGGUGGCGUCACUAGGAGGUGCGCCAUACGCAGGAGUGCCGGGAGCUCGUCUGCCGCGGCUGCUGCGUGGAGGCUACCGCUUGCCAAGACCUGCACACUGCAGUCCACUUCUUUACGACAUAAUGCUAUCCUGCUGGCGCGCGCACCCCCGCGACCGGCCGACCUUUGCAGAGCUGCAUCAACGACUGGAUGAGCUACUCAACAGCGCAUGCGCCAACCAAUACCUCUCGCUAGAGAUAGACGCAGACGACGCGCCGCCCACGCCGAAGCACCAUCGAUAUAUUAAGAUGCUUAUGAGAGGCAAGCGCGGCUGGACUCGAGGCGAAUCAUACGAGCGUCCCCUAAAAGCCCCACAUGCCAACCACUACACCACGCCACCAGACUCGCUCAGCGCGCAUCCUGCGUGACGUCAUAAACCACAUUACCUCGGAUGAAGAAAUUAUAACAAUACGGCAUGGUUUAUUCGGUCAAAGAGCCAUUAAGUAGAAUAGGUACUUCAAGGAAGGCUUGCUUCGCACUGUUCUUAGUAUCGAUAACUCACUAUCGAUAAAAUUACCAAACUACCUGAUUUGACCGAUAACAAAACUAGUACUAGAGUGUACUCUAUCGAUAUAGGCCUAUCGAUUAAUUGGUCCAUUAAUAAGUUUCUGGGUUCUGAUUUUAAGGUUUUGAAGAAUCGAGAUCAAAGGAUAAAAUAUAGAGCAGCACUAAGAAAAUGAAUGCCACCGGUAUUACACUAGUACUUAACGCGUGGAAAAUGUUCAUGUGAUAUAUAGAUCUGAAAGUGAAUUUCAUAAAGUUUAAUUAACAAAUAUUGUAUCUAUGUUGCUGUGUUAUGCUGUGAUACGUAUCUGUAAUUAAGUAAUUAUGUAUAUAUGUGAUGUAGAAAAUUAUGUAAAUGACUUACAAAUUAGAUAUUUCUUAUAAAAUUUAAUAAUAAAAAUGAAUAAUUUGACAUGUAUGUUUUAUAUAAAAAGGAAAUUCAAUGUAAUUCAGGUUCAAGGAGUAAAUGUUUUUGAAAAAUGCUGCUUCAAAGAUGGUAAAGUUCCAAACAAAUUAUCUUAGGUAUUAUAAUGUGUAAGAUAUUAAGGAGUACCGUUUGUUUAAUAAAAUAUAAUAGGAUAAAAGUAUUUUUCUAAUAGGUAUUUUUGUAAAAACAGUAAUUAAUUUUUAAGUUAUAAUUAAUAUGUGUACAUCAAAAGAAUGUGUUAA
Messenger RNA from Helicoverpa zea (corn earworm), 3460 nucleotides. It is a transcript of the gene torso, whose product is annotated as tyrosine-protein kinase receptor torso-like. The record is from RefSeq and is a predicted model, not a curated record. Gene Ontology annotation, biological process: cell surface receptor protein tyrosine kinase signaling pathway; protein phosphorylation; positive regulation of kinase activity. Gene Ontology annotation, molecular function: transmembrane receptor protein tyrosine kinase activity; ATP binding. Gene Ontology annotation, cellular component: signaling receptor complex. The coding region runs from base 184 to 2655 and encodes 823 amino acids. The transcript has 15 exons. NCBI's taxonomy places the organism in Eukaryota, Metazoa, Arthropoda, Insecta, Lepidoptera, Noctuidae.